Messenger RNA from Symbiodinium sp. CCMP2592, 1911 nucleotides. The record is from the annotation of a GenBank genome assembly. Lineage: Eukaryota; Dinophyceae; Suessiales; Symbiodiniaceae.
AUGGAAAUGCAUCUGUCCCACAACUCAUUCACAUCUGUUGGUGCGAAGGCCAUUGUUGACGCUGCCUUGUCGGCUGAGAAGCUGCAGGGCCUUCCUCCUCUUUGGCUGCGACUGGAGCGCAACAGGGUGGAGGAGGCUCCCGCGCUCCUGGAGAGGUGGCAAAGUCAGCGUCGCUCCAUUUGCAGUGUCACCGAGAGUUGCCGACGACCGUCUUGCUGCUUGGGGAUGCGGGUGCACCUUCCUCACUUCACCGCCCAGGAGACAGAUCCAGUACCCUCGGGGCCAAGAAUCCAUCGGCAAGAGAAGGUUUCGUCACAGGUGAAGUACUCCGGCUCCGACAUGAAGCCUUUGCGGCACCUGAAGCGCCGACCUCCAGAGUCCUGGAAGCUUCCGCUCCGCGGCUCCCGGAGUCCUGUCCGUGUCGCGGGCCCAGGCUCCGAAGACGGGGAAUCAGUGCAACAGGAGCAGUCGAAGUGCUUCAUGAUGAGCCGGAGCGAGAUUCUGCCACGCGAGCACGAGGAGCCAGUCAGCAGUGCUGCUCUCUGGCUGUCCUCUUCGAGAAUCGCAAGCAUGCCGAAUGAUGCCCCAGAAGGCCCCAGCUGCGACGACAUGGACGAUGGGUUGAAGCAUCGAGUACUCGACAUUGCUGCUGCCUGGGAGGUGGAGGUCCAACGGCAGCUGGCGCUUGAGGCGGGCAAGCGUGAUUCUGAUGCCGAAAGUACCGAGGAUCCGGAUGCAAACCGGCAUGACACCAACAGAACGCUGGUGUCGCCGUGGCUGCGCAUGGACGACUGCACGAGAGCCCGGAUAAUAAACAUGGUCGAAGAGCCCGAAAUAGACUUCGACUCCGAGGAAAGCGAAUGGGAUGAGCCACAAGACUCAGACGAAGAAGGUAUGGUGGACAUGGCAGAUGAGGGACGGCGGGGGGAUGAAGCCAUCGCAGACCAGUCAGUUGUGGCUGCGGCAAUGGAUGCCCAGGAGCCACGCGUGGUCUACAGUGGAGAUGGUUUUUUCGUACUGUUCAAGCCGCCCAAGUGUGUUUGUGAACCGCCAAACACAACUAUCGGAGUCGCGCGAUAUGUGCAUCAGUUGGGCAUCGAAGACACAGAUCAUGCAAUUUGCCAUCGAUUGGACCUGCCGACGAGUGGCUUGCUGCUUGUGGGUUCGGAUCCAGAAGUACUGGAUGACUUGUUGCGGCAACGCAAUGCUCGUAGCUGGUGCAAGAACUAUGUCUGCCUGAUGCACGGGUGGCUUCCGUCCAGCCAGGUGGAAGGGACGCUGCAGUCCAAGCUUCGAACGGAGCGCGAGGGACAAGGAUACAGGACAUUUGUGGAUCCUGAAUGGGGCUUUAGUGCCAUCACACAUUAUGCUGCACUUCGGCAUUACAGAUGUCGCAGAAGUGGCAGACCUUUUACGCUCAUGAUGCUGCGCAUCAUCACAGGUCGCACACAUCAGAUUCGUGUUCAUAUCGCCGAAUUAGGCAUAGCUGCCGGCCUGGAAACAGCCGGCAUCGCGGGGGAUGCCAAGUAUCUCGACUCUGCUGCAUUUGCCGCGGAUGUGGCACUCUUCCAGCGCGCUUCGCAGGGGCUCGCAAAGGUUAUCGAGCCACGACUUUGCCUGCAUGCGUGCUCACUGGGAUUCCGGACUCCGCAGAGCAGAUCAUAUCUUACGGUGAAGUGUGGCCUUCCCUCGGACAUGGCCGCCGUCAUUAACAACGAACUGGUGGAAGAGAUGCAGUGUGCCAACGGCUGCGGAUCGUUGGCCGAGAGUGGCCUCUGGAUCCUCAGGGAGCUCAAAACGGCGGCAGCAAAGGCCCGUUUUGAGGCGAGCUGGCGCAGGGGAGCCCUCUUACUGGCUUUCGAAGCCUGGGCCGCCUGGGUUGGCUGGCAGAGGACGCCUCUUCGGCUCUAG